CCCAGCCAGCCAGAACCAGACAUGCCUCGUGAAGCGGAGCUGUCGCUCAAUGAGCGCGAAUUCUUACUCCAAGCGCUCGGGGAGAAUGUGCGCUUGGACGGUCGCGCCUUCGACGCGUUCCGCGACUUGGACCUGACAUUCGGCGACGAGUAUGGUGUCGCAGAUGUCCGCUUGGGCAAGACGAGAGUGAUUGCGCGCAUCUCUGCGGAGGUGACAGCUCCAUUCGCUGACCGGAAGUUUGACGGCAUCUUCAAUAUCAGCACCGAGUUCUCCCCCAUGGCCUCGCCCCAGUUUGAAGUUGGCCGACAGACAGACGCUGAAGUGAUUCUGUCCCGCAUCCUCGAAAAGGCUAUCCGUCGCAGCGGCGCCCUCGACACCGAAUCGCUAUGUAUCAUCGCGGGAGCAAAAUGCUUCUCUGUUCGAGCCGACGUCCACAUUGUCGAUCACGAUGGCGGUCUGAUUGACGCUUCCUGCAUUGCCGUCGUGGCAGCUUUGCAGCACUUCCGACGCUCGGAUGUUGCAGUGGAGGGAGAAAAGGUCACCGUUUUCAGUACGAGGGAAAGAGAGCCGGUGCCGCUAUCUAUGCUGCAUCACCCUCUUUGUGUGACAUUCUCCUACUAUAACACUGGAGAGGUAAUGCUGGUCGAUGCGACGUUGGCGGAAGAGCAGGUGCGUGAAGGCGAGAUCAUUAUCACGAUGAACAGGUACGGCGAGGUUUGUCAGAUUGCCAAGUACGGAGGCACGCCUGUCAACCCUCUGAGCUUGCUUCAGUGCACCAAUGUUGCCUUGAACAAGGUGCAAGCCAUGACAAAGUACAUCCAACGCAGACUGGAGGAGGAUGCCAAGAAGAGGGACGUAGGAGGCCUUAUAGCGGAGCUCAGCGCUGAGAACGCGAGGUGAUCUGCUCUCGAGCUCGGGACCAACUGAGCGCAGCAAACAGGCCCAGCUCCGCGCCCCUCAGGCGGGCGUUCUAACUAUACCAAGAUACGCAAGAUGGCCGGCUGAUAUGGCAGUCGUGAAGGCGGAGCCUAGGCGAUCAAGCUGGUGUCUUGGCCAGGGAAUAGUGAUCCCAAAUGGCCGCUUCAAUGGGAGAGGCCUUUUGGUUGUAGUGAUCUGGGCAAAACUAUUGAAGAAAGCAAUGCGAUCUAGGCAGUGUGCCAUGAAAGCAGGCCACUGAACACGGCGAAGGAAAGGGGGCUGAUUGUUCCGUAGACAACGGAAUCAGGUUCUGAACAUCCGC
Molecule: messenger RNA, 1240 nt
Organism: Aplosporella prunicola CBS 121167
Lineage: Eukaryota; Fungi; Ascomycota; Dothideomycetes; Botryosphaeriales; Aplosporellaceae
Exons: 3
Coding region: 22-900 (292 amino acids)
Biological process (GO): nuclear polyadenylation-dependent mRNA catabolic process; TRAMP-dependent tRNA surveillance pathway; nuclear mRNA surveillance
Cellular component (GO): nuclear exosome (RNase complex); cytoplasmic exosome (RNase complex)
Source: RefSeq, a predicted model, not a curated record